AUGGCAGAAGAUUCCUCCGCGCAAGCAGCAGCAAUGGAAGCGCCCGCGUUCGCUCCUGCAGAGACUGCGCCUCCUACGCCUAAGGCGGCACCGCCGGAGCUCCUUUCCACCUUGGCAGCAUCUAACCCGGUAGAGCACAUUAUUGGCCCCCAACUCAAGAUAGUGGCUCACCCGGAUGGUACUUACGCUAUGGUCACUGGCGACCUGAAUACUCCCAUCCCGAAAGCACAGUUUGAGGCUCUUCUGGCACACAAGAACUCCCUCUCCACGAUAUCAAACAUGGCCGGUAUCCAACAUGAUAGAGUACGGCAACACACCUCUUCUAGUGUCAAAAAUGAAGAAGAUGAUGACGAGCCCAUUUCAUGGGGUGAUAUGGAUCCUCAGCUUUCCAAUCUCUUGCGUAGUGACCCCGAAGCCCUUAGAGCCUUCAAGGCCCGACGUAAGCCCCAGAAGCAGGCACGAUUAGAUGCUGCCUCUUCCACGUUUCCACCUUCGACCAUCAGCCCCACAGUAGAUCAGGCUCCCCUUGCGCUAGCUAGUGAGUUUCCUCCAGUUACCCCGGACAACCUCAAAGAAGUUCUAGAGCGAUAUCACACCGAGCAUGUUAUGCCAGCGAUUCAACAGGUAGCCAGCGAAGCCAACUCCAGCUUGAAUGAAAGGCUCCAAACGGUCUCGAAGCGACUCACCCUUCAGCACUUCUCGGGCAUCGCCUCCGAGUCAGAUUUGCAUCGAAGAACGUUGAUCAUACACGGUAUCCCCCCUUUCUCUAACCGAAAGGCCAUUGACAACAACUUGCAGUAUUUGCUUACGGUAGCAGAGCUUACUUUCGGUAGUAUCCAAUCGGUUACAAACCACCUUUUGACCACUGCGGCAGGAUUUCUGAAACUCAUUUUCAUUACGGAGCAAGACUCCCGCUCCCCCUACCGUGCAUUCCGCAACGGCAAGCGAUAUUUCAGGCCCGAUGAUGGGGCCGUGACUCCCACAUGA
This is a messenger RNA of Symbiodinium natans, 987 nucleotides long. The record is from the annotation of a GenBank genome assembly. NCBI's taxonomy places the organism in Eukaryota, Dinophyceae, Suessiales, Symbiodiniaceae.